Molecule: messenger RNA, 3299 nt
Organism: Salmo salar (Atlantic salmon)
Lineage: Eukaryota; Metazoa; Chordata; Actinopteri; Salmoniformes; Salmonidae
Gene: pfkma
Product: phosphofructokinase, muscle a
Biological process (GO): fructose 1,6-bisphosphate metabolic process; fructose 6-phosphate metabolic process; canonical glycolysis
Cellular component (GO): cytoplasm; 6-phosphofructokinase complex; membrane
Molecular function (GO): fructose-6-phosphate binding; ATP binding; 6-phosphofructokinase activity
Source: RefSeq, a predicted model, not a curated record
CGAGCUAUAACCUGAAUUGAAUCCAGCUCUCUGUGUCAACUGACUCUUUCUAGCGCUGUGUAUGAAAUGCCAUCUGGAAUCUGAAGCCUUUAGCGGGGGAGUAUGUUGUUCCUCAAGACAGUCCCUUUAACUGGGCUAUACCGCAUAACAGAUGAAUAAAUACUCUGGCCUGUGCUACCACUUCUGAAGAAGAGCAAGACUGGUCGCGUUCCAGACAUCACACACCAGACAUCUGAAAAAUAGUCACGUGCCACCACCUAGUUGGUGUGGAGCCCUGUGGACACCAUGUCACAUACAAGCAUGGAUCCAACCAAGAUGGGCAUCGGCCGGUCUAUAGCCGUGCUGACGUCUGGUGGUGAUGCCCAAGGUAUGAACGCGGCCGUGAGGGCCACAGUCAGAGUUGGUAUCUACACCGGAGCCAAGGUCUACUUUGUUCAUGAGGGUUACCAGGGUCUGGUGGAUGGAGGAGACAACAUCAAACUGGCCACCUGGGAGAGUGUGUCCAUGAUGCUGCAACUGGGUGGCACGGUCAUCGGCAGUGCCCGCUGCAUGGACUUCAGAGCCAGGGAGGGCCGCAUGAAGGCUGCCCUGAACCUGGUCAAGCUGGGCAUCACCAACCUGUGUGUGAUUGGGGGUGACGGUAGCUUGACCGGAGCUAACCAGUUCAGGAAGGAGUGGGCCACUCUGCUGGUCGACCUGGUCAAAGCCGGUAAAAUUACAGAUGACGAGGCCCGUAAAUCGUCCCACCUGAACAUCGUAGGCAUGGUGGGUUCUAUCGACAAUGACUUCUGUGGGACAGACAUGACCAUCGGGACUGACUCUGCUCUGCACCGCAUCAUAGAGGUGGUGGAUGCCAUCACCACUACCGCACAGAGUCACCAGAGGACCUUCAUCCUGGAGGUGAUGGGUAGACACUGUGGCUACCUGGCCCUGGUGACUGCUCUAGCCUGCGGUGCUGACUGGGUGUUCAUCCCAGAGAUGCCCCCAGAUGAGGGAUGGGAGGGGCAUCUGUGCAGAAGACUGGCUGAUCAAAGAGCCAGAGGAUCUCGUCUGAAUGUGAUUAUUGUGGCUGAGGGUGCUAUGGACAGAGACGGAAACCCCAUUAGCUCUGAAGACAUCAAGAAGCUGGUGGAGAAGAAUUUGGGCUUUGACACCCGUACCACUGUCCUGGGACACGUGCAGAGAGGCGGCACUCCCUCAGCCUUCGACAGAAUCCUGGGCAGCAGGAUGGGUGUGGAGGCUGUGAUGGCCCUGUUGGAGGCCACUCCAGAGACCCCGGCCUGUGUGGUCAGUCUGUCCGGUAACCAGGCCGUCAGGCUGCCCCUCAUGGAGUGUGUCCAAGUGACUAAGGAUGUGACCACUGCCAUGGCUGAGAAGAGAUGGGAGGAUGCAAUCAAGCUCAGAGGAAAGAGCUUUGAAAACAACUGGAACACAUACAAGAUGCUGGCCCACAUCAACCCUCCAGAUACCAAGAGCAACAUUAACGUGGCUAUAGUAAACAUUGGUGCUCCAUGUGCUGGUAUGAACGCUGCCGUGCGUUCUGCAGUGAGGAUCGGCAUCAUUCAGGGACACAACAUGUUGGCCGUUCAUGACGGGUUCGAGGGUCUCGCUCAAGGAAAGAUCGAGCCUAUCACCUGGACUGGAGUGUCAGGCUGGACUGGAAAGGGGGGCUCUGAGUUGGGCACCAAGAGAGUCCUUCCUUCUGAGUACAUUGAGGAAAUCAGCUUGACUAUCGCUAAAUUCAAUAUCCACUCUCUGGUGAUUAUUGGAGGGUUCGAGGCGUAUAUGGGUGGUCUGGAGCUGGUGCAGGGCAGAGAUAAGUAUGAAGAGCUGUGCAUUCCCAUGGUGGUCAUCCCCGCCACUGUCUCCAACAACGUCCCCGGCUCAGACUUCAGUAUCGGCGCUGACACAGCCCUCAACACCAUCACCUCGACCUGUGACAGGAUCAAGCAGUCAGCAGCAGGCACCAAGCGUCGUGUGUUCAUCAUUGAGACCGCAGGAGGGUACUGUGGUUACCUGGCUACCAUGGCAGGUCUGGCUGCUGGGGCUGAUGCCGCAUACAUCUAUGAGGACAAAUUUGGUAUUAGAGACCUGGAGAUGAAUGUAGAGCAUCUCGUGCAGAAGAUGAAGACAGACGUGAAGAGAGGUUUGAUUCUCAGGAAUGAGAACUGCAAUGCCAACUACACCACAGACUUUAUCUUCGCCCUCUACUCUGAGGAGGGCAAGGGCAUCUUUGACUGCCGCAAGAACGUCCUGGGACACAUGCAACAGGGAGGCACCCCAACACCUUUCGACAGGAACUUUGGCACCAAGAUGGGUUCCAAGGCUGUUUUGUGGAUAACAGAGAAACUCAAGGAGGUCUAUAGACACGGUCGUAUCUUCGCUAACACCCCUGACUCUGCCUGUGUGCUGGGCAUGAAGAAGAGAGCACUGACUUUCCAGCCUCUUGCUGAGCUGAAGGAACAGACAGACUUUGUGCACCGCAUCCCCAAAACAUCGUGGUGGCUGAAACUGAGGCCAAUCAUGAAGAUCCUUGCUAAAUACAACAUCAGCCUGGACACAUCUGAGCAUGCCCACAUGGAACAUGUUAUCAAGAAGAGGGUGUCGAUGCACUGAUGAAGAAGGCAUCUCCUCCCACGAAACACGAGGAGGAAGAGUAAUUGUUCUAAGUUACAUGUAUGUCAGUGGAGGGCUGGUGGGAGGAGCUAUAGGAGGAUGGGCUCAUUGUAAUGACAGCAAUGGAAUUAAUGAAACAGUAUCAAACGCAAAUAUAUUGAAACCACAUGUUUGACUCCAUUCCAGCCACUACAAUGAGCAGUCCACCUAUAGCUACUCAAACCAGUCGCCUCUGAUGUAUGUCUAUAUCAGGGUUCUCCAACAGGUCAAUUGGAGCAGCCCACCAAAUAGUAAUGAAAAAUACAUGCACUUCCCAAAUUGUUUAAAGUCAGUCUUGUGUGUUCAUUUCAUCACUGUUUUGAUUGUGACUGCCCCGUUGCGCUCUUUUUGCGAGAAGUGUGGGGGGACUCGUCUUGAUGAAUCAAUGUCAGAUGUUUGUUUUCACCGAAUCUCCGUUUGGAUAUUUGGUAAUAAUUAGACUGGGAAAAUGUUAGCUAAAUUGAGGUGAGUGCUCGUGAUCAUCUUUAUUCUAGUUUGCUCAUAUUCGCUGAUUAGAACAUUUUGCUAGUAUGUUAUGUAGCCUAACAAGUGUAUUUUGCUCUUCACUCGGCAGUAGCCUGUCUUACACCCGACCUAAUGCCUGUGACUUGACUGAUAAAUCAAUAUGGUUUUGUUUCACUGAA